AUGUCUGAUGAAUUAGAAGCCAGAAUGUGGGAUGAAGGUGGGUCCAGAUACGAGAGCAGGAGUCGUGGAGCUUAUUUUGAGUCCGCAUUUGCAUCAUCAGAACAUUUGGAUCGCGCGCCCUUGUUAUCAGAGGAGAGCUAUACGGAAGUAUCGGUGGCUGUGGCGCCUGAUGCUGAAGAGCAUUGCCACUGGCCCAGAAAUGAACCUCCAAGUGCCGUACCACAGUUGUUGGCAGCGCUAAUACUAUGUGGUAUAUUUAUGAUCUGUGAACUAGUGGGUGGUUACCUAGCGGGCAGUCUGUCCGUGAUGAGUGAUGCUGCUCACAUGUUGAGUGACUGUGGCGGAUUCGCUCUGGCCUUGCUGGCAUUCCGCUGUGCCAAUCGACCACCUGAUGCCACCAUGUCCUAUGGCUAUAGACGAGCUGAGGUGCUAGGAGCGAUGACGUCAGUUCUUCUCAUAUGGGCCCUAACCGGUAUCUUCGUGUACGUGGCCGCUGUAAGGAUACACACGGGCGAAUAUGACAUAGAACCGGACAUGAUGAUGCUCGUGUCUGGCUGUGGGGUCGCCUUCAAUAUUGUGCUGGCGUUGGUGCUGCAUGGAUGUGCCUCUGAUAUAGCUCAUCAUCACUCUCACGGCGGGGCGGCCUGUACUCACAGCAGUCCAAAGUUCCGUCUGUUCAGACGUGAACAAAAGAACGGCGCGGUGGCCAACGGAGAUUACUCCAUGAAGGAUCUGACAAACGCUGACGCACACGUUACUGGAGGAACUACUAGGAAUAUAAAUCUCCGCGCCGCACUCAUCCACGUGAUCGGUGAUCUUAUACAGAGUUGUGGAGUUCUACUGGCAGCGAUACUCAUUAAGAUAUAUCCGGACGCGAAGGUCAUUGACCCCGUGUGCACUUUCGUGUUUAGUGUGCUGGUGUUGAUGACGUCAGCGAGGGUAGUCAGGGACGCCAUCUCGGUCCUCAUGCAAGCGGUGCCCGGGGACUUUAGGUAUCGCGAGUGUGUAGCCGCCUUGUCAUCUGUAAACGGUGUGAGGCACGUCCACUCUGUGCACGCGUGGGCUCUGUCUACACACCACACUGUACUCACGGCGCACAUCGCUAUCGACGAGCUAUCAGAGUGGGAGUCAGUAUUGUCAAGCUGUCAGCAGCUCGCUCGGCGUCAGUUCGACGUGAGCAGCGCCGCCUUCCAGCUCGAGAGAUACAACACGGCCAUGGACACGUGCAGCUGGUGCAUGCAGCCCGCGGCACGACCAUGA
Messenger RNA from Danaus chrysippus (African queen), 1260 nucleotides. Lineage: Eukaryota; Metazoa; Arthropoda; Insecta; Lepidoptera; Nymphalidae. The record is from the annotation of a GenBank genome assembly.